CUGAUCUUAUUUAUUGACGUUAAGAUAGAUAAAAACAUUAUCUUCAUUCGAAUGUUUAAAUUCUGAAUUGAUUUCGUCAUUCAUGUACUCUUUGGUUGCUUAUUUUCCCUUUGCGAUUCGCGUCUGAAGCUAUUUAAUUAAAAUUCGAAAAGAGAAUUUUAUGAAUUCAUUUCAAAACCGCCGAAGCACUGGAAGAUGUAUAUUUAUCCAAAUAUAUAAUAUCGUAAUAUAAUAUUUAAAUAAAUAUUUAACAAAGAAUUAAACUUUCUUUGUAAUAGACAAAAUUUCUUACUACCUUACAAAUAUCAACAGAUGCAACUAUAAUAUUCCAUAAGUUUAGAUGCAAGUUCAGGAAAUGAUCGGACAUGAUAUAUUAGUUGUAAAUUUAAAAAGUGUUAAAUAAUUGUUUGUUAAUUUCGACCUUUUUAUAUAUGUAGUUUGUUAUAAUUCAGCUCAGUUCAACUUGUAGUGCAAGUUGAAAUAGCAGUACACGUGAAGGAACCGAGAUGCUAAAGGUCAUGAGUAUAUGCUAGUCCAGUGUCGCGUCAGUUUAAAAUAGCGUAUACAGUUACGAUUCUACAACCAAACGAUUCAAGCACACAGUUAUUUUAAAGCUUCUAUCUUACAGACUUAUUCUUUUCUCCGCCUAUGUCUCGCAUAAAAUUAGUCCUAACGAUAAUUAUUCUUCUGGUAGGUUUAUUUUGCCAAGUAACAGAUGGGGAAUUUAGCCUGGAAUUGGUUCAAGUAUUAUUUAGACAUGGAGAUAGAACACCACGUGAAAAAGAAAUAUCGCCAGUCGAUUAUCAUAACAUAUCAAUUUAUGAACCGUGGGGUCUUGCUCAACUGACGAACGAAGGAAAGAUGAGAGAGUAUCGGAUCGGAACGAUGUUAAAGGAACGUUAUGGUAAAUUCUUGGGAGAUAUUUAUCGUCCCAGCGACGUUUAUGCGUACAGUACGGAUCACGACCGAACGAAAAUGUCCCUUCAAUUGGUGUUAGCUGGACUCUAUCAUCCAAGUCCACUGCAAACGUGGAAUCAAAAUUUAUCGUGGAUGCCUAUACCGAUUUAUUAUAUGCCAGAGAAAAUCGAUAAUAUACUGAAACCCGAUCUUUCCCCAUUAUAUAUGAAAGCUGUAAACGAAGUUAGAAAUACGGAAGAGAUCCUUGGAAAACUACUAUCCUAUAAAGAUCUAUUCAAGCUACUCAGCGAAAAGACUGGUCUGAAUAUAACGACAACGCAUAUGGCAUAUGAAAUAUACAACCAACUUGUAGCAAAGGAAACCAUGAAUCAUUUAUUGCCAGAAUGGUAUACCGACGAAGUUUCCAAAAAGCUACAAGAUAUCGUGAAGAUAGAAUACGAAAUUCGUUCCUACACGCCGCUUUUGAGACGAUUGAACGGCGGUGUGAUUAUCAAAAGAUUCAUUGACAAUAUUCGAAUAAACGAGAAACGCGAUAGGCCAAGAAAGAUUUACUUGUAUAGCGGACAUGAAGUAAAUAUCGCCGCUGUUGUAAGAGCACUCAACCUAACUGAGCCUGAGAUACCGCCUUAUGGAUCUGCGAUUAUAUUUGAGAAACUGAAGGAUCUAAAUAACAAGGUCUACAUCAGGAUGCUAUUCUGGAACGGAGUUAUGGACGAACUGAAAGUUUAUAAAAUUCCAGAAUGCGACGAAAUUUGUUCAAUUGAAAAAUAUUUAAAUAUCGUAAAUGACUUGCUUCCAUCGGACGAGGAAGUUAAUCACAAAUGGGAUUAUCUAUCGAAAGAAGAGUUACAAAAACUAUACGUCGAAACGCUUAAUGUUAAUUAAACGUCGAUCAUAUUGUAACAAGGAUAUAAUUGCGACGCGAAGUAACACUUACCGGUAAUAUGAAAGAUAGAAAUUUCUUUACGAACUAUCGUAAACUAAUGACAUAACAUAGCAAACUGAUAACAAUAUGUACUUAUAAUAUUAAGUAUUUUCAAUCUAAGUUCGUUAAGAAACAAGUUGUCUUACGAAACAAUUUCAAUUUUGUUUGUUUUAUCACGCGUAUGUAUCACGAACGCGAACUUUAAAUGUUUAGAUACGUAUUCGAUGAAUUUUUGAGAACUUGUUCAUGACACAUUUUGUAUCUUGUCUCGAGUUAAAACUACAAUCGCCGAAUGUAUUAUAUACAACCGAUGGUAAUCUGCGACUAUUAUCUUAGUCGAUGAUUAUAGUCAACGCCAUUUUACCUUUUACCGACGCACGAUAUAAUUAUUUAUGGUAACUUAUCUUUGCCGAUAUUCGACGAAACGAUUUUAAUCGACCAUCGAUGACAAAAAUAUUUAUCGAUCGUAUGACCUUUUUUUUAAUUUCUCCAACCGGUCGCAAUAUGUACAUAGAUACAUAUAGUAUAUUCUAGUUUAUCGUAUAUUUCGUAUAGUAUAGUUUCGUAUAUUCGUUGGACGAUAGUUCUUAAAUCGCUAGAAAAAUUAGUGCUCGAUUGUUAUAACAUUCUUAUAUGUAAGAUCUAGAAUUCUUUUAAUCAGAAAAAAUAUAAUAAUAACAUUUUUUCAUAAUAUGUAUUAUAUAAAAUGCUGAAUUUAAAAACAUUUGCUAUUGAUAUAUUCAUUUUCAUACACACAUAUAUAUAUAUAUAUACGAUAUUGUUAAGAAUAGAAAUAUUAUUUCAUCCGAUUUGCAUGCCUUUUCUACUUAGUUGAUUUGAACUUAAUCGACAGUUUAAUAUAUAAUACAUAAUUGAUAUUCUUAAUACUAUUAUUAGUAUUUUAACUUUAAGAACAAUGUUAUUAUACAAGACUUAUAAGUUUAUUCGAAAGGAAUUUGUAAUGAAAAUUCUUUUUGCGAUAUUUUAUACGUAUAUAAACUGCUAAUUGCGUAAAAUGCAUGUUAGUACAUGUAGGAAUAGUAAGUUUAAGCGAUACAGUUCCAACUUAUGUAUCUACGUAUCUCUGAUCACUUUUCGCCUUUAUAACAUAUUAAGUAUUAAAGUAGAAUAUGUAUUAAUAUACAUAUGUAUAUAUACACAUAUAAAUAUUUCAUUAUCAUCUUGUCAUCCAGGCCUAUUUCUGUAAAUUUGAAAACACGGUUUGUAAUAGUUUAAUAAAAGUUAUACAAUCUAGUAGUAUUA
This is a messenger RNA of Bombus pyrosoma, 3106 nucleotides long. RefSeq names its product venom acid phosphatase Acph-1-like. Bases 649 to 1803 code for a protein of 384 amino acids. The transcript has 6 exons. Gene Ontology annotation, biological process: dephosphorylation. Lineage: Eukaryota; Metazoa; Arthropoda; Insecta; Hymenoptera; Apidae. The record is from RefSeq and is a predicted model, not a curated record. Gene Ontology annotation, molecular function: phosphatase activity.